Molecule: messenger RNA, 1911 nt
Organism: Mesorhabditis spiculigera
Lineage: Eukaryota; Metazoa; Nematoda; Chromadorea; Rhabditida; Rhabditidae
Source: the annotation of a GenBank genome assembly
AUGAAGAAUAGUGAAACCCUUAUCGAACCGGAAAACGAGGCGCUUGACUGGAGGAGCUGUCGCUAUAUCGUCAUUGGGGAGAAGCACCGCGAGGAGGAGAUCGCUGCGGCUCAUCUUGCCUCUGCUGCUCUUCACUCGGCCGAACAUUGCCCAGAGGUGGAUUGGCCUGUGUGGUUCGACGACGCCUUGGCCACCGGUGCUCUUGCCGCGGCUGAAGCCAAAAAGGAUACGCUGUCCGGAAUCCUGAAAGAUUUGAUGGUUCGUCAAGCUUUUGCGGUGAAGAUGGCCCGAGCCCGAUGGGAGGAGGCGCGAGAUGCGACACUUGAAGCGCAUGAUCUACACUCGGAAAUGUCGGAGCGCACCGAGGAGGAUACACGGGAUUAUGCGGAUGUGUUCAAGAAGCUCACUGAACGAUACUACAAGAACAACGACAGCGAUCUGCUGGUUGUCCCGGUGCCGAAGACUGUAGCUUCCUCCCCGAUUCUCUGGAAGAACAUCGAGCAGGCCGACGACAAGCCGGAGCGUGCCGAUGAGCAGCCGGAGCGCGCCGAUGAGAAGAAGCCUGGGACCGCCGACGACGGGACCGCACACCUUCGAUGCUACGCAAUCUCUCCCGCUUUGCAGAUCUGCGAGAAUUCGACGACGGAAGGGAUGGCAAAGGCUAUCGGGCCGGAACGUGACGAGCUCGCCGGUGAAAGUGCCGCACAGGAUGAAGAGAGACCCGAUGCUGCCAACCCCAAUCAGGUCAACAACACGGAAGAGAAGGAUGCCACGAUGAAGUACACGUUCAAGCCGUUGCAAGCCGACUGUCACGAAGACACUCUGGAGCUGGACCCCGACUUCAACGAGAUGUAUCUUCCAAAGCCGAAGAUCCGCUUGGUGCAGGCGCCCGGCCCCGAGUCUUUGAUCGCCGGCCGCGACAAGUUGGGCAUCGUGGACCCCGGAGUUAUGGGCGGAAGGGAUGCUGAAGGAGAGGCCGGCCGACCGGUUGCUGAGUGCGUCGCCGAACCACCCGCUCGCGCCGAAGUUCCGCCCUCGCCACCCGCUGUCUCCAAUGAAGAUGCCCUCUCGGCUGAGCCGGAAGCCGCAAAAAGUUGCCUCAACGUCGGCACUAUCCCCACCAUCUCCAACACCAGCAAGUCCGACAAGUCGACCUCCUCGAAGAACGCGGACAAGGAAUCCCCCCACAACACCAACAAGUCCAACAAGUCGACCUCAUCGAAGAAGAAGAAGGACAAAGAAUCACCCGUCAAGUCGAUCUCCUCGAAGAAGACGAACAAAAAGUCGAUGAAGUCCGACGAGCCGAAGAGGACGGACAAGGGACAACCCAACAAGACGAAUAAGUCGGCCUCGUCGAUGAAGAUUGAAUGCACCGACAAGCCCGGCCAUCACCCGUGCAAAGCGAUCAACACCAGCCAUCCGGACAUCUGCACGCCGUACACGACGAUCAAGUCGAUCCGAGACGACGGACUGUGUACAUUGUAUUCAAAGGCCGAGCAGCAGGCAUGGGAGCAAGAGGGGAAAAAGAAGAAUGGAACCACGGAAAAAGCUCUCCCGACCGAAGACAAAGGCCACAUCCUCCUCAUCAUCAUCAUCGUCGUGUGCGGCUUGGUCGGCUGUUUGGUGCUGAUCAUCGUUGUCACACUCAUCUGCUGCAUGACGUGCUGCAGCAAGAAGAAGAAGAACAAGUCGACCUCCUCGAAGAAGCCGGACAACAAGGCAUCCCGAAAGUCUUCCAAAUCGUCCAAGUCGUCCAAAUCAAGUCACACCGGAAGUGAGAAUCCGAAGGUGUCGAAGAAGCCGAAGCCCCCACCCGUCAACCCGAACGAGGCGCACGACAACAUGUUCCAACAGACAAAGCAAUUCCCCGAGGAAGACGACAACGGCGGCGCCGAUCCGAUGAUGCGCGUC